Messenger RNA from Anopheles funestus (African malaria mosquito), 681 nucleotides. RefSeq lists its product as uncharacterized. The record is from RefSeq and is a predicted model, not a curated record. Lineage: Eukaryota; Metazoa; Arthropoda; Insecta; Diptera; Culicidae. The coding region runs from base 110 to 259 and encodes 49 amino acids. The transcript has 2 exons.
GAGCGCUCGAUCCCGUCAGUCUCCUUCAGUACGGAACCGUCAGCAGUAUUCGUUUCGGUUUACAUGAUUUGAUUCAACUCAAAAGUUUAGAAAAAAUAAAUUGGUGUCAAUGUUAAUUGUUAAAUCAGACUCAACGCUCAAGUUUCUGCCAUCCGUCAGGCUUAUCAACAACUUGAACAACCGCAAAGGUAGCCGUACGGGAAAUUCCGGCAACCAUCUCGAGUUCCAGGUGCUCACCCAGAUUCAAUACGUACCCUGAGAGCGGUAACUUUACAAAACCGAGCACACUAGAAUGCAGGAUCGUUCGAGCACAAUGGCCAGACAGAACCAACAGUCGGCUUACGCCAAAGCCCCGGGUGGUGGAAACACUAACACUAAGAAGAGCACCGGCUACACCAAUUCUACCUCGCAGACGAAACCCGCCAACGACAAAAAUGCCGGUAAUGGUAGCUGGGGACCACACUUCAAAAAUCGGGAUCAUUUCGUCAGCAUGCAUUUCUCGUGAAUGGUGGGCGUGGGGAUUAAGAGUCACAUUGGACUCGUGCCCCGGAACGGUAUGACCCUCCCGAGAUCUUAGUGUUUAGUGUUGGCUUUUUUUUGCUGUUUUUGCGAAAGUAUGGAGAUAAUUUGGUUAAUAAAACCGCUUUAAAUUAUUCGUAGCUUGAAUAAGACUGUGCAUAA